ACGCGCUACUCUGCUACACUACAAAGCGUCACAGAAGCACGCAAUUUGGGACGCGCCUAUUGUGUCGCCUACUUACAUUAGUUUGAUAGAUCCACGCCUCUGCCGUUGUUGUUUUUUUUUUUUACACUUCAAAGUCAUGAGCGCGAUAACUCAACCCCCUUUACGUAUCAUCGACGAAACGAGCGCCGCUGAGGCUGACUGCGCGCUGGGGUGAGUUUAGUGUCAGCCCUGGGCGGCGGAGCUCAGUCAAAGCCCCUAGAGGCGGAUCGCAACACAGCCUUCCGUUCAGCUUUCAGCACCACGCAGGACUUCACCCGUCUGCGGACAGCGAUGCUCCCGCGCCCGACUCUCGCCCGACUCUUCCUCAUCACCGAUUCCCGUCGGUGUCGGUUUCGAGGAGUUCAGCCAAGGUUCCGACACGCGUGUGACUACAACCGACGCAUCUGAGUUCACGCCGACAAAAGCGCCCUGAAAGUGGAGAGAUCGGACAAAGAGCCGCCGUUCAGAUGCAGCGAUAACUUUGAGGAGGUUUUUUUGCGGACGAACGCCUGAAGAUUGUCACAAUCAUGCCUGUACGGAGAGGUCAUGUCGCUCCACAGAAUACCUUUCUUGGAAUAAUAAUACGGAAAUUCGAGGGGCAGAAUAAGAAGUUCAUCAUAGCCAAUGCCCGGGUCCAGAACUGCGCUAUUAUUUACUGCAACGACGCAUUCUGCGAGAUGACAGGGUUCUCACGGCCAGAUAUCAUGCAGAAACCUUGCACAUGCGACUUCCUGCACGGCGAGCAAACCAAGAGACACGCGAUUGCGCAGGUGGCCCAGGCUCUCCUGGGGUCGGAGGAACGGAAAGUGGAGAUUACGUACCAUCGCAAGGACGGCUCAGACUUCCAGUGCAACACUCACAUCAUCCCAGUGAAGAACGAGGAAGGAGUCGUGAUGAUGUUCAUCUUGAACUUCGAUUACGUUCUAGACGAGGAGAGCAGCGACUCCAUGGAGAGACUCAACCUCACGCCGCCUGCCAAAUCUGAAAUCCGAAAAGGACGAUUCUUCCGCUUCCGUCUGCCGGCCUUGACCCUGCUGGGCACCAGCAAGCAGUCUCUCCCUCAGGACGACCCGGACUCGGUGAUGGUGGACUCUCCCCGGGUCAGUGACGACUCUGCGGCUGUGAUGGACGUCCGAUCGCCGGCCAAGGACGCCUCGAGUCCGGCGGAUGCCAACGACACGCGGGCGCUCAUCAGCUCCAGCCCUCACUCGUCACCCCUCGACCACUCGUCACCCAAACAGCCCUGGGACCGGCCCAGUCCGUCUCAAGCGCAGUCCAGCACCUUCCUGGCCCAGUCCCUGUCCAGAGACAGCAUGAGCAGCAGGAGACGGGCCUCCUCCGUUCACGACAUCGAAGGGCUGAGCGCCAACUCCAAACGCCUGUUUACUGACAGACACGCGAGCGAAGGUCCGUUCAACCACCUGAAGUCCAGUCUGCUGGGAUCCACCUCAGACUCCAAUCUGAACAAAUACAGCACCAUCAACAAGAUCCCGCUCAUCGCGCUCAACUUCUCUGAAGCCAACGAUAAGAAAGCGCCUUCCCCUCCGUCCUCGGAGAAAACCAUCAUCGCGCCGAAGGUCAAGGACAGGACACACAACGUCACGGAGAAGGUCACACAGGUGUUGUCGCUGGGCGCCGACGUGCUUCCAGAAUACAUGCUCCAGACGCCGCGCAUGGAUAAGUUCACCAUCCUGCACUACAGCCCGUUCAAAGCGGUGUGGGACUGGCUCAUCCUGCUGCUGGUGAUUUACACCGCCAUCCUCACCCCGUACUCCGCCGCCUUCCUGCUCAACGACAGCGAGGAGCAAAAACGGCGGGAAUGUGGCUAUUCCUGCAGCCCCCUCAAUGUCGUGGACCUAAUGGUGGACAUCAUGUUCAUCAUCGACAUCCUCAUUAACUUUCGCACCACCUACGUCAACUUGAACGAGGAGGUGGUGAGCCAUCCGGGGAAGAUCGCCAUCCAUUACUUCAAGGGCUGGUUCCUUAUAGACAUGGUGGCGGCCAUUCCCUUCGACCUGCUCAUAUUUGGAUCAGGAUCAGAUGAUACGACGACUCUGAUUGGCCUGUUGAAGACGGCUCGGCUCCUCCGGCUGGUUCGCGUCGCCAGGAAGUUGGACCGUUACUCUGAAUACGGCGCGGCGGUCCUCAUGCUGCUCAUGUGUAUAUUCGCUCUGAUCGCCCAUUGGCUGGCCUGCAUCUGGUACGCCAUCGGAAACGUGGAGAAACCGUACCUGGAGCAUAAGAUCGGCUGGCUGGACAAUCUCGAGGUGUCUCUCGGGAAGAGAUGCAACUCAACUGAGCACUGCUCUGGGCCGAGCAUCAAGGACAAAUACGUGACGGCGCUGUACUUCACCUUCAGCUCGCUGACCAGCGUGGGCUUCGGGAACGUGUCUCCGAACACCAACUCGGAGAAGAUCUUCUCCAUCUGCGUCAUGCUCAUCGGAUCUUUGAUGUACGCCAGCAUUUUUGGGAACGUUUCGGCCAUCAUCCAGCGGCUGUAUUCAGGAACGGCGAGGUACCACAUGCAGAUGCUCCGCGUGAAAGAGUUCAUCCGAUUCCAUCAGAUCCCCAACCCUCUCAGACAGAGACUGGAGGAGUACUUCCAGCACUCCUGGACCUACACCAACGGCAUCGACAUGAACAUGGAGGUCUUAAAAGGCUUUCCUGAGUGUUUACAGGCAGAUAUUUGUCUCCAUCUGAACCGCAGUCUCCUUCAGGGAUGUAAGGCUUUCAGAGGUGCUACUCAAGGAUGUCUGCGCGCUCUCGCCAUACGCUUCAAAACCACCCAUGCCCCUCCUGGAGACACGCUGGUGCACUGCGGGGACGUCCUCACCGCGCUCUACUUCCUGUCUCGAGGAUCCAUCGAGAUCCUCAAGGACGAUAUCGUGGUGGCCAUUCUGGGUAAGAAUGACAUAUUCGGGGAGAUGAUUCACCUGUACGCCAAGCCGGGAAAGUCGAACGCAGACGUGCGAGCGCUCAGCUACUGUGACCUGCACACCAUCCAGAGAGAGGAGCUCCUGGAGGUCCUGGACAUGUAUCCAGAGUUCGCCGACUACUUCCUGACCAACCUGGAGCUGACCUUUAACCUGCGGGAUGACAACUCAAAGGCCACGUUUUCACAAGCCAGCGAUUCAGACGGAGAGGAGACCAAGAGCCGAAGGAAGAUCUCCUUCAAACGCAAACCAUCCAAAGGAGGAAGCGUGAAGGAAACAGACAGCGAGUGCAGGAAGGAGCGGCGAGAGUCUCGUCUCAGCUCUAAGAGAAGUUCAGAGGACCGUCACACCUCCAGAGAGGAACAGCAAAGGCUUCUGGGAGCAGGAAUAACAGAGUGCCCGUCCGUUCAGAGCUACACCUCCACGCCGAGCUGCAGUCCUCCUGCUGAGCACACAGAGAAGACGUAUGAUGAGAUGCAGACUGACGGAUGGCCAGCCGAGCGAGUGAAAGCAGACGUGGACACGGCUGCGCAGGAGCAGGGCGCCGCUGAAGAGGAGGAUCUGGACUGUGACGUCACGUAUGGAGAAGUGGAGCAGAGACUAGACCAGCUGCAGGAACACCUGAGCAGGUUAGAGUGUCAGAUGACGUCAGACAUUCAGAGCAUCCUGCAGCUGCUGCAGAGACAGACGUGUUUAGGACCUCCGGCCUACAGCAGCCUCACAUCGGGCCCCGAGUACAAGAGACCCGCCAUCAGAGUACAACCAGUCGCUUCCCUGCCCACCGACCCACAGCAUGCUGACCUUUUGUCCACGACAAAGAUCCAUGCGAACCCCAAAGACUCUCUGUCAGCUCUGGCCCUUACGGACUCCAGGCCGAAGCCGAGCCACGGGACACGCUCUUCCCAGGACUCCAGCUCCACGUACCGCUUCACGAACAGCCAGACUCUUCCUCUGACGCGCCAGCAGUCCAGAUCCCAGCUCCACAGACCGCCCUCUGACCCAGGGCUGCACUGACCGGGACGUCCCACAGCUCUUACACACCUCCUUGGAGGCAGAAGAAGAAAAAAAACAGGCAUCGGCCAAAUCUUAUGAUAUUAAUGCAGCUUAAGACUCACCGCCGGCUCUUGCCUGUACAUUUGCUUCCUCUCGCUUCUACGCUCCUCGAUGCCGUCGAGGACGAUCUGGAACGGAUUCCCGGACAACACUUCCGUUUUCAGGAAGUCAAAGACAUUUCUUGGAGCGUCUUGGACACUUUCCCACAUACAUGUGUUCUGCACACUUUCACACUGGCGUGAGACUCAGGACAUGGAUGAAUCUCGUCCCCUGUUUUAUCAUUACCGUUCUAAAUUAUAACGAUGACAUUUUUACACUUCCAUUUGCAGAACCCUGCGGUACGGUGUGGUCCAUUUUUAUUCAAUUUCUUUGCAUUUAAAGCAUUUUUUUUACAACAUUUGUACGUCAUACAAAAUUUUUUAAGCAAAUUUUCAAAAUAAAACAUUAAUUUGACAAAAAUCAAAUUUUAAAUUAAUGACAAAAACGUCAAACUCCCCACAAAUAGUAAAUAAAUGUUGAUUUUUAUUCAUUAAGUUCAUUUUAUAUCCAUGCUUCAUAUGUAAAGUGCUUUGAGUUAUGGACCCCACUUGUAAAAAUUAUUAUUUUUAUUGUUUAGAUUUUUUUUUUUUUUUUUUUUUUUUUACAUUUUAUUAAAUGAAUGCAGAUUUAAUUAAAAUAUUUAAUCCAUUAAAUUUUUAUUUAUAUUUAUUUUUUUCAUUGUCUAAUUUAGUAAAAGUUUCACUGGAAUGACUUUUUUUUUUUUUUACAAAAAGUUAAUUUGAAUUCGAAAAACGUUAACUUGCCAACUUUCGUCAAAAUUCAUUAAUUCGUUAAUUAAUCAUAAAAUCUCUCUCAGUUUUGGAUCUCGCUAUUGCAAGUACCGGUUCGUUGGCGUUUGUUUUAAUUCGGUUUCAUUUGUGGAAUCGCACUUAGCUGCCAUGUACAUACAUGAUACCCCUCUAUUAAACGAAAAGGCAUGCAUGGCUGAAGGUUUUUACGUGUUGCAUGUGUACUGCAACGUGUUGGGAAGCGGGUUUUCUGUAUGUCGGCAUGUUUCAGAGCUAAUCACUGAAUGCACUCCUCUCUGAUUGACUGGGUUUAUUUGCACACGGUCAUGCUAGCUUGAACCAAACCCUGCACGACAUGAAACAACGACACCGAGCAGCUCCUUUGCAAGCACUGGCGUAUAAGACAGCCUCAUGUGUAGUAAUAAUAAUAAUAACAAUAUGGAAUACAAACAAAUGUGAGAAGUAAUGAAUCAUAGACACUGAUGCACAGAAAAUAUCGAUCGUUCAUGUUUCCCGAUUUUUGUCACACGCCACUGUUUGCAAAGCACACGUUAGUCUCUUAUGUAGCUACAGUACGAAUAUAUAUGCAUAAUAAAAUAUUUAACUUCUGGUGAGAAAAAAAAUGUUGGCUUCGUUCGGAAUCUUCUUGCAACAAAAUCACUUUGUUUUCCAAAUAUAUUUAGCGUAGAGAAGCUUCUGUGGCACAUCCUGCUAGCAAUAAUGAUAAAACACCGGAUCUUCGCUCUCAUGUUUCUCGUCUAAAAGUCGAUUUGCUGAUUUGCGUUGAAAAGAUUGUAACACUCACUGCCUAACAUCAUCUGAGGGGAUGUUUUUGCACCUCUUUUUUUUGUUCUGCAAUAUUAGUACCUAAAAAAUGUACAUUUAUACCCAAUAAACUGGAUUUUUUUUUUUUUUUACGUGCAUUAAACUCUUUCGCGAAUUACUUUGUCGAUAUGUCGCAGCUCGGCUUCCAAGCUGCAGCUUUGAUUUGGUUUAUUUUUGUACGUCACUGCGAAGCGCUGCGUUUGGGAUCACGGGGGAGGGGGGGGGAAGUAAAUUGCACAGGAGCGUCGUCGCACGCAAGCGAAUAUCAGAUCCGCCGAUGAAUGCAAUAAAUUUGGGAUAUCGUUCAUUUCUGCACUUUAUUUUAAAACGCUUCGAGCCCUUAUAAUAAGCACUAGCGACCUCUGCGUGAAUGCUUGAGUGCGUGUGAGGUUACGUAUGCCUCUUUAAUUUGGUCAUUUUAUUUUAUUAUUGUGUGGCGUUUGCUGCAUAACAAAUCAUAUUGAAGACAGCCGGAGGCGGAGGUGGUAUUUAAUUUUUUUUUUUUAAUUUGGGACAUUGAAAACUGUUGUUAAAACUGCAAACGUUUGCACGCAUCACUUUUUAUCCCAGUGUUUCACUCGGACUGACAUGUUUUUUAUAGUUUGCACUGUAUAGUUUGUACACCGCAAUACUCUACAGGUGUUUUGAAUGUGUCUGUUAUUUAAAGAUUUAUUUAUUAUAUAUAUAUUUGAUGCAUUUACUUUAGGCGAUGACUUUUGACUAACUGUAUAAACAAGUAUAUAAAUAAAAGGAAUGCAUAUCAGUUUUGCGCUUCCUGUCGUUUCUGCGGCUGAGUGCAAAUGAUCUUUUUUUAAGAAAAUUAAAUGUUAAUUUAACACUCACGGCACUGCUAUAAAAACCUGGUUGUCUAUAUGAAAUGCUAUUUUAAUAUUGAGACAUUUUUAGGAUACAUUUUCGGGUUUUGGACUUUUGUUUUAUGCCUUUGACAUUUUCAUUCAUUUUUAUCUAUUUUUUAAUUCUGAUAUCUGUGUCAAGGCAACAUUUAAAAUUUUUCCUUUAGAUUUUUGAAGUUCAAGUUUAACACAAAAUAUGAAUCAUUUAUUUUAUUCCGGCUUUAUUUCAAUCAACAGAAAUGUUAUCUAGCUAUUCAAGUUUUGGCCAAAAAUUCGACUAUGAUGAGAAAUGCCUACAUUUAUGAAAACCCCCGCUUAGUCUAAAUGCCUUUAUCCCCAAACCGGAAAAAAAAAAAAUGGUGCAGAAACAAUUUUCACAAUUAAUUACAUAACUACAUCAGUAAAAAGUGUCUUCUUGUAAAGCAUACUCCAGCAAUAUUUUUACGACAUCAAGGGGAAAAAAGCGGCGAAUUAAAACAUACAGCGUGCUUAACUUAAAAAAUUAAUUUCAGAUUCAAUCGUAUUCAAAAAUAUAUAUUAUUAUGAUUAAUAAAAAGUGUCUUAGCUCAAACAAAGCAUGUCUUUUAUAGUAGAUUUUAACUCGAAAUAUUCAAGUAAAAAGACAAAUUGCAUUUUCUUAAAAUGCAUUGCAAUGAUCUUUUUUGUGUUUACAAUUUUUUUAUAAAACUAAUUCUUGCAUUAUAAUCAGCCAACAUUCAAAAAUGCAUUUCUUAUAUUACAUUACAAUAUAUGAUACUAUAUUAGAAGGGUUAGGUAUAAUGCAUUAUGUCUCCAUCUAGUGUUUCAUAUUUCAAAAUGACACUGAACAGCUUAUUUGCAAGCACUGGCGUAAAAGACAGCAUUGUGUGUAAUAAUAAUAAUAAUAAUAAUACAAACAAUGCACAGAAAAUAGCGUAGGGGAGUAUGAUGUAUGAUUUUUGUCACACGCCACUGUUUGCAAAGCACAUGUUAGUCCCUUAUGUAGCUACAGUAUGAAUAUAUAUGCAUAAUGAUAUAUUUAGCAACUUCUGGUGAAAAAAAAAAGCUACACUAAUGUUGGCUUCAUUCAAAAUCUUACAACAAAAUCACACUGUUUUCCAAAUAUGCUUCUAGAGAAGCUUCUGUCACACAUCCUGCUGGCAGAAAAGUGUAUAUACAAUAUAUAUAUAAAUGUGUGUGUGUGUGUGUGUGUGUGUGUGUGUGUGUGUGUGUGUGU
Molecule: messenger RNA, 7708 nt
Organism: Puntigrus tetrazona (Sumatra barb)
Lineage: Eukaryota; Metazoa; Chordata; Actinopteri; Cypriniformes; Cyprinidae
Product: potassium voltage-gated channel subfamily H member 7-like
Exons: 16
Coding region: 567-3986 (1139 amino acids)
Biological process (GO): membrane repolarization during action potential; potassium ion transmembrane transport
Cellular component (GO): membrane
Molecular function (GO): inward rectifier potassium channel activity
Source: RefSeq, a predicted model, not a curated record